CACAGAGAGGUUGUUCUCUCGGGCUCCCACUGACAUCUUUCAUCAUGUCUCAGUUUGUAUUCCUGGCCCGGGUCAGAGCCUGGGUCCGAAUCCGCAAUCUCCUAGCCCGACAGUGUUUGGCUGAAUUUUUGGGUGUCUUCGUACUGUUGAUCAUCACACAGGGGGCAGUGGCUCAGGCUGUUACCAGUGAGGAAACCAAAGGCAACUUCUUCACCAUGUUCCUGGCAGGCGCCCUGGCUGUGAUGGUGGCCAUCUAUGUGGGAGGCAAUGUCUCAGGGGCCCACUUGAAUCCUGCCUUCUCCUUGUCCAUGUGCCUCAUGGGUCGCCUACCUUGGGCCAAACUUCCCAUCUACGUACUGGUACAGCUGCUUUCUGCCUUCUCUGCUUCGGGACUAACAUAUGCCCUCUAUUAUGAUGCUCUGCAGAACUAUACUGGUGGAAACCUGACAGUGACUGGCCCCAAGGAGACAGCCUCUAUCUUUGCCACCUACCCAGCCCCUUAUCUGUCCCUGCAAAAUGGCUUCCUGGACCAGGUUCUAGGCACUGCUAUGCUGAUUGUGGGCAUCUUUGCCAUCACAGACACUAAGAAUAAGGGGGUGCCUGCGGGAUUGGAGCCAGUGGCAGUUGCGCUGCUGGUUCUGUCCAUUGGCCUCUCCAUGGGUGCCAACUGUGGUUACCCACUCAACCCUGCUCGAGACCUUGGACCUCGGCUCUUCACCUAUGUGGCUGGCUGGGGACCUGAGGUCUUUAGUGCUGGCAAUGGUUGGUGGUGGGUACCUGUGGUGGCUCCUAUGGUGGGCGCUGCAUUGGGCACUGCCACAUACCAGUUGCUGGUGGGUCUGCAUCAUCCUGAGGAUCUGGAGCCUGUCCAGGAGAAAGCCUCUGAACCAAGGUCCCCAUCUUACCUCAGAUCCUUAGAGAGCAAACUGUGA
Messenger RNA from Trichosurus vulpecula (common brushtail), 932 nucleotides. RefSeq names its product aquaporin 10 (gene AQP10). Gene Ontology annotation, molecular function: glycerol channel activity; urea transmembrane transporter activity; water channel activity. The transcript has 6 exons. Gene Ontology annotation, biological process: water transport; glycerol transmembrane transport. Lineage: Eukaryota; Metazoa; Chordata; Mammalia; Diprotodontia; Phalangeridae. Gene Ontology annotation, cellular component: plasma membrane; basolateral plasma membrane. The coding region runs from base 45 to 932 and encodes 295 amino acids. The record is from RefSeq and is a predicted model, not a curated record.